CGUAGUCCAACACUCACUGACCUUAACGUAUCAAUAACACCUGUCAGGAUCUCAUACAGGCACCAAUCAGCAGCACGAGGAAACGGCCAUGUGGCAGACCCUGAGGUACAGAGGGACGGAAGGGGGGACACGACACACACAUGGACAGACGGACACAGACUCCAGCCUAAAACUCACACUGUCCGGCAUAGAAUCAAAAACGGACAAACUUUCUAGAGCACUUCUCUGUCUACAGCCUGCCGAUACAGUUAUGACGCUGCUGCGCUCUCUGUUUCUCUCCCUCCUGGCCACCUCAGCCAUAACUGAAGGUAAGAAUCUCUUUGCCGUUGGUCAUGUACAUGUCUUUAGAUUUCCUAGACAUCCAUCUUUAUUUCCUGUUUUCUUCUCUUUAAAGUCCUUCCUCUUCUCUCUUGUUGACCUCUAUGUUACAAUAUGCACACUAGUUUACCCCUUAGAGUAUAUGCCCAAUACAUUGCUUCAUUCUAAAUGGUAUGCUGGUAUGGGCAUUGGGAUUGAGCCUAUGACUGGCUUUCUGAGAGGCAUUCUACAGAUUAAUGCAUUUCUCAUCUGCUCUGUGUUCCUAAAGAGACAGAACUAGUGUGGGUAGAACUAAUUCCAUCAACCCCCCCCCACCUCUCUCUCUCUCUCCCUACAGACAGCGCCCUCCCAACCCUGAGUGAUGUCAGUGCAGCCGAGGCCUUCAUCGAAGCCUCCGAGGUGGUCGUCAUCGGGUUCUUCGAGGUCAGACAGGAAACAAGCGUGGGAAGGGCAGGAUGGGAGGGGAGGGAGGGAGGGAAAUGUAACGUGUACAGUAACCUACUGUAGGCUGAGUAGGGUUGAAACAUCACAAUGGUACAAACCCACAGCAGAUUUUUAGCAUCGUUGGCUAGCCGCUACACCGCUAGCGUGCGGCCGGACAUGGCCAGCCAGAUAUAACCGAGGUCAGAUUAGACCAUAACUCAGAUUUGAGACAAAAAAACAAACAUGCAUUCCUUCCUGUGUACUGUUGUGUGUUCAUAGCUACAGUCCCAGCUGCUGUCAGGUUUUGGCGGGAAACUAUUUCCUGUGGCCACACACUUGGCACAGGAAGUGACUAGCUGGCAUUGCCGUGGGGAUAGUAGGCGGCCGUCCCAGAGUGCCAAGCGGCGGCCCGAGCCCUUUGGCCUAACUCUGUGUGCGGGGGACGAUGGUUGGCAGGCGGCGGCCCGCUGGACAAGGAAAUGAGGACGCAUCUGAGGAAUUGUGGGAUUGGCACAGAGUAGGUCGCUGUAAACAAGUGUAAACAGAGCGUGGGUGAAGGGUGGAGAGAGGGAGUGGUGGAGAGAGAGAGUGGUGGAGGAGAGGAGAGCGAGAGGGAGUGGAGGAGAGAGAGAUGAGUGGAGGAGAGAGAGAAUGAAGGAGAGAGAGAGAGGGGUGGAGAGGGAGGAGUGGAAGGGAGAGAGAGAGAGAGAGAGCAAAUGAGAGUAAAUGGUGGACUGCCUUGUUGCUGCUGGGGACCAAAAUAUUAUUUCAAGACAUUCUUUGAGGAUGAUUCUAUGACAAAUACAAGGCACCAAAAUAUUAUUCACUGAAAUUCACUGGGGCUAAGUGGCAAUUUGAAUCUCAAAAACAGACUUCAAGAGUAUUUCACUAUAGUGAGUGUUAUUAUACUAACAUUCUCUCUCCCUCUCUGUCUGCCCCCUCUCUCUGUCCCCCCUCUCUCUCUUUUUAUCUCUUCAUCUCUUUCCCUCUCUCUCUCAGACUCCCUCAGAGGAGACUUUUGGCUAUAAGGAGUUUGUGGAGGCAGCUAAGACUGUGAAACCUAUCGCUGUGGCUCUGUGCAGCGACAAGGAGGCAUGGGCCAAACUCAGCAUCGUGUCUGACACCAUCGCCAUCUUCAGAAAGGUAAACAACUACACCACACCUUUCACUUUGUCCAUCAGAAAUCACCUGCUUGAGUCACAUUACAACUACUUCGACGGCAAAUUUACAAGAAAAUAUCAACUGAAAAAUGUGAUUUAUGUGUGUGUGUUCAGGCAGAUAACCACCAAGAGAACCUUCAGCUCUCUCAGACGAAGAAGGUGGAGGCGGAUGGCCUUGCUCGCUUUAUCACCAUGAACGAGCUUCGCUACAUCACCGAGUACAACCAAGUGGUACUGUCACUGACCACGGCACGGUCCAUCUACACCUUCCACACGACUCUAUACAACAGCACCUAUUAACAGUUAAACCAGCCUUGUUAAAACUACACCUUGGCAUCACAUCUUUGUAUUAUUAGCCUUUCAUGUUCAGUCAUAUAACCAGACUUACAGACAGUUAAUGUACUGGCACAUGCCUAUUUCUCUCUCUCUCUCUCUCUCUCAGACAGCAGUGGGUCUGUUCCAGUCUGAGGUGAAGGCGCACCUCCUGCUCUUCAUCAACAGGGGGAGUGGUGACUAUAAAGUGCUCAAGGAACGGCUAGGAGCUCUGGCCCCAGAAUUCAUUGGAAAGGUGAGAGCAGGCAUGCAGCAACUGGACCUGAAAAGAGCGACUCACCAAAACCCUUAUUAUAUUGGCCAUUUGAUUCAGAUCUUGAGAUAAUGUCCCUAAUCCCUCAUUUGGAAUCGGUUAUUUUGAAUCAACUCUUUAAUUGAAUCUUGAAUUUAAUUUGUAAAUUGGAUCAAUGGAGUCCCAGAAUCUCAAUAUACUGUAUAUUAUAUAUAUUAUGGUCUCGUCCAAUAAAAUCACAGAUUUUAGUUUUAGUUUCUGUUACCAAAAGUUUUUGCUACAGUGUGCUCAACUGAACAUGACCAUGAUUUCUUUGUCACAGUUGUUGUUUGUGCUGGUACACGGGGUGAAGUCCAAUGAGAAAUCUCUGGGCUACUUCGGCCUGACAUCACGUGACCUUCCCCGCGUGGGCAUUUACGAUGGCGGCUCAGACAUGAAGUGGCUCAUGCCCGAGGGAGAGAUCUCCACAGAGCGUGUGCGGGAAUUCUGCCAGUCACUCAUACGAGGCGAUCUCAAGGUCAGAGGUCAAAACAAACCUGAGUUCAAAUAGUAUUGGUUUUCUUUCAAAUGCCUUUGAGGGUUGAUUGAGCCUACCUGGAGUGCCAGAUGGACGGGGUUUGCACUUUUGGGACUAUUCUAUUGGUUCCAUUGUGCCAGGCAAGCUCAAUUAAGAGCAGUUAAAUAAGUAUUUGAAAGAAAACAAAUACUAUUUGAACCCAUAUCUAUGGAGCAGUAUACGUUUCAGUGGCUUUGAUAAUAUGUAGAAAGCAUUGCUUCUCAAAAACCUUUUUCAUAUUUUUAGGAGGUGAAGCAGGCAGGAGAACCUGAUCCUAAAACUGAGUUGUAAAACAAACAAAUAAAUCAAUGUAAAUAAUAA
This is a messenger RNA of Coregonus sp. 'balchen', 3343 nucleotides long. The record is from the annotation of a GenBank genome assembly. Lineage: Eukaryota; Metazoa; Chordata; Actinopteri; Salmoniformes; Salmonidae.